Molecule: messenger RNA, 5722 nt
Organism: Vanessa tameamea
Lineage: Eukaryota; Metazoa; Arthropoda; Insecta; Lepidoptera; Nymphalidae
Exons: 13
Coding region: 328-5379 (1683 amino acids)
Biological process (GO): proteolysis
Molecular function (GO): serine-type endopeptidase activity; protein binding
Source: RefSeq, a predicted model, not a curated record
UGUGCAUCUCCCCGCGGCCGGGUUGGCGCACCAGUUCAAUGUUCAAGCGCUGCGCGGGCGCACACCCCACGAGGCCGUAACAACGCGCGGUAGUCUGACGCGUUUCAAACACGACACUAGUAUACGAUCUAACUGGCACACAAAUAUUUUUUACGAACCAACAAACGAACUAGUUAGUGAACUGUGUUUGUUUAAACCUAUAUUAAACAGUUUGUUUAGGAGUUUGGUGAACUCUUCCAUUAUUGAGUUAAAAAUAAUAUGUGACGGCAAAUUUGUGUCACGUCAAGUGCGUGUUAGGGUCUGAAGUGGAGUUUGGACUAGUUAGAGAUGCACACUAUGGAUACCUUGGGCUACGGCCACAAGAAGUACCGGCCACCGCUCUCCCCGAGCAACUUCUACCAUCAUGACUACUACUCCAGGCACACAACUCUGCGGCCACAGAGCGAAUAUCGUUUCGCGGGAAGUGCAUACGCUCGAACCCCGAGCAGCAGCCGCAGCGGCGGGCUGUGCUCGGCAGCGCUAGUCGGCGGAGCGCUGUUCGCUGCUGUUGCUGUACUGGCUGUCGCUGCACUCGCUUUCUACAUGGGUGCUCUACGCCCUGAUAACGGGGAACCAAUAAUGACAUUCGAAGGCACGUUACGUGUAACGCGAGGGGAUGUGUAUGGAGGAGUACCCGGCAGCCCGGCGUGGCGCGAGCGGGCGCGGCGGUAUAGCGCUAGUUUACGCCAGGUGUUUGCUGCACCAUCAUCUUUGAGACAGGCCUUUGCUGGAGUUCUCGUAACUGGCUUUGGUGAUCGGCGCCUCGAUGUACACUUUAGAUUAUAUCUCGAUCGAAGAAAAAUACCAAGUUCUGUAACAAACAUAGAAGAGACUUUAAAAAGCAUCUUAGUUCAAGAUUUACUUUCAAAGCAUUCAGCAUUUGGACAAAUAAAAGUUGACACUUCAAGUAUUAUCAUUAAGAGGGAUUUAGAACAUACAUAUCAUUCUGAACAAUAUGUAAAAGAAGCAAUGAAUGAAAGCAUGGCAAUUAACAAUGUUAAGGUUCAAACUCCUCCAAAUAUGAAAGACAAAACCUUGCAGAGUCGAAUAGGUGUCGUCCGCAAAACAACGAUAAAACCAAAUCAAUCCUCUAAAAAUGGCGAUCCAGAUGAACCUGAUAUCGAUACUGAAAAUAUACCAGUAGUUCAAGGGUCAUUUCAAAUAACUAAAACAGAAGCAGACAUAACGGAAAAUAAACACAGCGUUAAUCCGUCCCGAGUUGAAGAAAAAGGAAACAGUAAAGGUUUUUCAACUGCGAGAACAAGUACCACUACUAGAUCUUCAACAACAAAAUCUCCAUUCCGAGUCACUAACAAAUUUUCGACUACUACGGCAAGAAAUCGUCCUCUCACAAUUAAAUCAACAUUAAAUAUUAAACCAAAGAUUGAAGAGAACCCUAAUAAACAGGCAGAAUUAAACACACGUAAAUCGGUGGUUUCGACAACGACAACAAUGAAAUCAACUUUAUUACCAAAAAUUACGACAACAUCGACAACAACAAUAGCAGCAACUACAAAAAAUGUAUCACAAAUUUUGUUUGAUCUUCUUACAAAUGAAAAUCAUGAUAAAGAUUUGCCAAAAAUUGAUACAUUAUUUACUGUUCCUCAUGUAAUCGAUAACGAGCCAUGGAGACCUAUAACAAGGCCAUAUUUUGAAACCACAAGCAAAGAACCAGUAUCUCAAGAACCAGUAACAGAACGAGGUGCAAAUGACAGAAUCGGAGUAGCAGAAGUUGUUGAAGAUGCGUCUUUAUUAGAAAGUAUGCUAAGUCCAAUACCUCCCGCCAAACAAAGAGACAAGACUACACGCAGGCCUUCGGGCUUGUACAAUAUAGAUCCCCAUUUAGGUGCUGAUGUGUACAUACAUAGUCCAGUUUACACUAGUUUUACUCUUCCUGCUUUUCUACCUCCACAUAAGAAUAUGGAAACUCUCGGUUCAAGUUUUCCAAAACCUCAUCCUUUGCCGGUUGACAAGAUAAGCAGUGUUGUCGAAAUACCAGAUGAUAAACGUCGUGUUGAUGAUAAUGAGGGUAAACCUAUCGAAAGGCCACCUAAAGACAAAACUACAUCUGUCACUAUUAAUGUUAUACAAUUUGAUCAAUAUGAUAACAGUACUGAAAAAGUGUCUAUAGAUGGUAUGUCGAUUGUAAAAAAACAAAACACAACUACAGGUUUCAUAAAAAAUACAACAACAAAAAGUACAACGAAAAGUGACGAAAUAAAUACCACUCCUAUUGUAGACAUUUCGACAAAUAAACCUUUCGAUAAUCAAACAAAAGAUCAUGGAAAAGAAAACACUACUAAACGCCCAAAUAAUAAGGUAUCCAUAAUACCUUCCACUGGUUUACCACAUCACACUUGGGAACUGGUGAACACUUCAACAAAUAAUAAUGAUACUAUACUGAAAAAUUCACCUCAUAAAUACUAUAAUGACACAUUACAAGCGAUAAUAACAAAAAAUGAAGCAGUUAUUCAAAAUACAACUCCUAGAUUUCCAAGUAAGAUUGCUAUUUUACGAAAUUUAACGGAUAUCAUAAAAAGAUUUUCUCAAAAUACAUCAGAAAAACAAAAAGAACAUUCAACACAACAUGCAAUAAAAACAAGUACUGAAACAGUAACUACAGAAGCCGAAAACCGUCAUGUCCAAAAUGAAAUGACGGUACGUACAGAAACCGAAAACCGUCAUAUCCAAAAUGAAAUGACGAUAAGUACAGAAACCGAAAACCGUCAUAUUCACAAUGAAAUGACAGGAUACGUAGAAGUAGUAUCAGAUGAAGAACUUGAGACAACUACCGCUAGAAUUAUAACUUUGAUGCCAGCUAAAUCAAAUUUAGGCUUCAACCGGCCCCUACGACCUAGGCCGAAACCUGAACCACAAGGAACGAAAGAAGAUAAACGGAGUUUUUUAAAUGAAAAUUCAGAAACAGAAUCAUUACUUGAUCAUGAAAAUAUUGAAGAUGUUAUUCAUAAUUUAUCUGAAACUAUUCCAGAAGCUUCAGAAGUCGUAACAACCUCCACGAGCAUGGAUAAUGUCAAUAUAGAAAAUAUUCAUCGCACAAAUAGGAGUGCGUCCUUCAGAAUGCCAGAAACAUUCGGCAAUCCUUCUAGUGGAAAUAGGCUCCCUAAAUCUAAUGAUGAUUUAAUGUAUUCAAGUAGUGAUAAUUUCAUAAAGGACGUGUUGGAAAACACUAACAAAUCACAAAUACCAGAAGGAACUUAUAGAGUGUCAUAUCAUGUAACGGGAAGCGUGAGUACGAAACAAGCAAACAAAACACAACAGCUGCCAGCGUAUGAAUUGACUUUAGAACCAGACGUCAUACUAGAAAUACCUGUAAAUCAAACCUCUGCUUUAACGGCAGAUAAACUACGACAACUUGCAAGUUUAGCAACUAUUUCGAAUUUUAACAAUAAUAGCUUAUUUCGAGCCCCAGGAGGAAUAAUUUCAACAAAAGCGAUACCAUCAAGCUAUACAUUAAAUUCAGCCGGGUUUAAAAUAUUGACCAAAACGUAUAAUAAAAUGCAUACAUCAAAACAAGAUGAAAAUAAUUUCGACAAGCCAGAAAAAACAUAUAGUAAACCUCUAAAAUUCAAAGAUGAAGUAUUUGAACAUAUUGAAAUAGAACAGAGUUGCAACAACGAAACAUCUUUUUUAUGUGCUAGCGGUGAAUGCAUUCCUGUCACAUCUCGAUGUAACAGAUUAUUGGAUUGCCCCGGCGGGGAAGAUGAACGGGCGUGUUCGUGUGCAGAUUAUUUAAGGGCUGAGUAUUCACAAUCAAAAAUUUGCGACGGGUUUGUUGAUUGCUGGGACUAUUCUGACGAAAUUAACUGUGAAUGGUGUGAAGAAGGUCAAUUUGUAUGUUCUAAUGCGCGGCAAUGUGUAGAAAUGACAAAGGUUUGCGAUGGAACACCAGAUUGUCCGCUCGGAGAUGAUGAAAAGAGUUGUGUCGCUUUAGGUGAUAAUAUAGACGACAAUGAGGUCAUUCCUUACAACGAAGAAGGGUUUGUUAUGGUGCGUAAGCGUGGUGUAUGGGGCAGAUUAUGUGUUGAAAACUUCGAUGAUGUAGUAACGCAAGCUCAUAGCACUCUUAAAUUACCGGAUCUAGGCAGAGCUGUUUGUCGAGCCAUGACUUUUCAUGACUCUCCUUGGGUACGCGAGGCACGAGAGGGUCGGAAGGCCAGUUCUGUAGGAUACUGGGAAGUGUGGCACAAUGCACACGCGCGCGCAGCUGAUACACGUCUCACAUUUAAACGUUCAUCGUGCGCCCGGCACCGAGCUUUGCGAGUUCGUUGCAAGGACCUAGAAUGUGGCAUCCGUCCACAUGCAGAUGCACAACAACCCAGGGCAGUUACUUACGAGCGCGUGCGGUGGGGCAGGGUGGUGGGCGGCGGCGGCGCAGCUGCAGGCGCCUGGCCGUGGCAAGCGGCACUCUACCGCGACGGAGACUUCCAAUGUGGUGCUACCCUCGUUUCAGCUCAAUGGCUGCUCUCAGCCAGUCACUGUUUCUAUCAAGCAACAGAAGCUCACUGGGUGGCUCGUCUGGGCGCAUUGCGUCGCGGUGCGUGGCCUCGCGGACCCUGGGAGCGAGUGGCGAGAGUGCGUCAAAUCGUCUUGCAUCCUCGAUACGCACCACGAGGUUUUAGGAACGACAUAGCGAUGUUACGCGUCGAUCCGCUGCCGUUGCACGCCCGUUUGCGGCCCGCCUGUCUGCCUCCUCUGAGGGCCCAGCCGCCCGCUGGACACCACUGCACGGUCGUUGGAUGGGGUCAACUUUAUGAACACGAACGUGUCUUUCCGGAUACGCUACAAGAGGUCGAGUUGCCAGUGAUCUCAACAGCAGAGUGUCGACGACGAACACGACUACUACCUCUCUAUCGUGUCACUGACGACAUGUUCUGCGCUGGCUAUGAGCGCGGUGGACGUGACGCGUGCCUUGGAGACUCAGGCGGACCGCUUCUGUGCCAGGAGGCUGAUCGUUGGUACAUUUACGGGGUGACAAGUAACGGCUACGGAUGCGCGCGUGCCAACCGCCCCGGUGUCUACACGAAGGUUUCUAAUUACAUCGAAUGGAUAGACAGUGUCAUGGCUACUUUCACGCCCGAGAAAAACGAAACUUUUCCCUCGAGCGACGAGCAAUAUUCCAGUGAAGAUUUCUACUCAGAUUUGGAAGCAGCAGAGAAUAAACGAAUCAUCCACAAAGUAUAUGACUCUUGUAAGGGGUUCAGGUGUCCACUCGGUGAAUGCUUACCGGCUUCUAGCGUUUGUAACGGAUUUCUAGAAUGUUCCGAUGGCAGUGACGAAUGGAAAUGCAGUGAAAAUUCGAGUAGAUAUAACCCAGACUGAGUCAGUACUGUAUAUAUUUAAUAUAAGCCAGUAAUAAUAGAAUAAAAUUAUUCAAUUUCGACUGAUACUACAUAAGUAGAGUGUAAGAUAUUAUAUGCUAAUUACAACGCAAGGAAAAAUCAAGUGAGCUGAAUAUCUGUAAUUUUUUUUUUUAAUAUUAGAGAUCGUGUAUGCCAUGAACAACGGGCUUGUAUAUAUAGCUUUAAUUAUUGUAUUGCCCACUCUGUUGCAUUGAUUAUGCUACUUUAAAAUAUUUAUUUAAAAAUUAUGGACAACCUUUUCCGUUUGAGUUAACAGUUCAAAUGGACGAUGUAGGCCAUGAAUAAAUUAAAUUUGAAAUUUA